GUGUUGUUGUUUCUGAGUGGAGUACUUGAAUUAUUUAUUCGUUUUCCCAAUAAAAUUAAAAUGUUUAGUAGGGACAUUACGGCUUCAUGAAAUUCACACCAUGUAGGUGUUGAUAACAGAAUGAUAAGUGUCGAAUUGUUUCUUAAAAGUUUUGUGGUUUCAAUUAUUUAUUUUGUAAACUACUCAUAUUCAUCGUCAGAAGAAAACACAGACUUUAUCGGAGCGUUUUACUCUCUGCAAGAUGUUCUAAAAGUUUUCCACAAAGAACAGUAUAAGUAUGAUCCCACGGUGAUCAAGGCCCUAAGGAUGUUCCACGCUUUAGAGGAAGAUGUUGGAAAUUUUGCACAGUAUGAUUACAAUAAUCCCUUCAUUGCGAUUGAGGGAAACCACCGAUCUAGAAGAUUCAUUGUUGCGCGUCAGCUGGCUCGAGCGUUGCGCGCCACCAACAUGCGCAACCCACCAGAGUUCAUGAACUUCCUUAAGUUCCAUCUGCACGAGGUGGAGCCGCGUCGCGCAUUCUACUCCCUCGGACUCUACGCAAGCGCUCUCGAGGCUCGCAGAAUACUACCCGAGCGCCCAGUUGUCACUGCAGGGUACUGGUUAGACAUAGCUGCUUUCUCUUUAUCGAAGAAGUAUCCAGACGGAUUUCCAGAGAAUUCUUCUGAGUUUACCUGGCCCAAAGAUCUCCUUGCUCCUGAUGUUAUAUUUUAUAUAAAUUCACCUCCUCCAAUAGCUGUAGAAGGGCAAACAACCAAAGCUCCGAAUCCGAUAAGAGAAAAGCUUGUUGAAGUGUACAGAAGAUGGACCUAUCCCAGAGUUGUGGAACUAAAUGAAAGACUUUUCUCCUACAGUGAAAUGUUUACUGAAAUAUUUAGACAUGUCAAUUUUUUAAAACAAUCUAAAUAUAAGAAGUAUUUGAAUGUAAAUAGACACAAUCUACAAUAAUAAUUGCAAUGCUUGCUGUACUUUGUUUAUACAAAAAUAAUUA
Molecule: messenger RNA, 988 nt
Organism: Macrosteles quadrilineatus (aster leafhopper)
Lineage: Eukaryota; Metazoa; Arthropoda; Insecta; Hemiptera; Cicadellidae
Product: UMP-CMP kinase 2, mitochondrial-like
Exons: 6
Coding region: 121-945 (274 amino acids)
Source: RefSeq, a predicted model, not a curated record